AUGAAAAAGAAGAAGGAGAAGAAACCACAUGUGUUUGAUGGAGGUAUGGAUGAAGAGGAUGAGGAAGAUGAAACAGAUGCAAAGACCGGCAUUACUGGCACGCCCAUGUCCAUCACGCCCUCCAAGAAAGGCAAGGGCUUUGGCCAAGGGAAGAGCAGCUCACUCUCCUCAUCGCAGCUCCUCCAAAGGAUGCGGCAGAGGAACAGGGGCAUGGGUAUGGAAUCAGAAGGAGAAGACAGUGAUGGCUAUGACCCUGAUUACCCCUCUACUGCACCCGUGGAAGAGGAGGUCACUGACCCAGAGGUCAAGGAAAACAUUGACCUGCUCGCUGACAUUCGCAAUUUUGUUGCAUUCCAAGCUAGAGUUGAUGGGAAAGCCUCUACACAGGAGAUCUUAGAUAGAUUCCAAGAGAGGCUGCCUGCUGAACAAACACCAUUUUUCAAGGCUCUGUUGACGGAGAUUUGUGAUUUCCAGAGGGAGGCAGGCGGAGAAGGGUUGUGGAUACUGAAAGGAGAGUUCAGAUAAUUCACAAGAGCUCUCUUUUUUUUUGGGGGGGGGUGGGGGGGGAUGCAAUUAUUGUUAAAAAAUUGUUUUUUGUUAUGGCAGCUAAAUUAUUUUUCUUUGGAGCUUUAAAAUAUGGAUGUGUAUGUCAUGUCUGCUUUUGUUUUUGUACUUAUUUGUCAGAUUGAAGCCCUGGAUUAUUUUGUUUAAAGGAAGCAUCUUAUUUAUAUAUGAAAUUUGGUCUUCAAGUUAAUUAGAAUACUUUCCAGAAGGUUACUAUACUAGAGGUACACAUCAGUAUUAGUUAUACUUUUUUACUUUUGUAAAUAUGUAUAUAUUGUACAGAGAUGAAGGUGAUCACAUUUAUAAUUAUAUAAAUAAAUAAAAGUAAAUAUUUCUUCA
This is a messenger RNA of Penaeus indicus, 903 nucleotides long. RefSeq names its product DNA excision repair protein ERCC-6-like. NCBI's taxonomy places the organism in Eukaryota, Metazoa, Arthropoda, Malacostraca, Decapoda, Penaeidae. The coding region runs from base 1 to 525 and encodes 174 amino acids. The transcript has a single exon. The record is from RefSeq and is a predicted model, not a curated record.